Oryzias latipes (Japanese medaka) is the source of this 7080-nucleotide messenger RNA. RefSeq names its product phosphatidylinositol-binding clathrin assembly protein. The record is from RefSeq and is a predicted model, not a curated record. Gene Ontology annotation, cellular component: clathrin-coated pit; extrinsic component of presynaptic endocytic zone membrane; clathrin-coated vesicle. Gene Ontology annotation, molecular function: phosphatidylinositol-4,5-bisphosphate binding; SNARE binding; clathrin heavy chain binding. NCBI's taxonomy places the organism in Eukaryota, Metazoa, Chordata, Actinopteri, Beloniformes, Adrianichthyidae. Gene Ontology annotation, biological process: synaptic vesicle budding from presynaptic endocytic zone membrane; clathrin-dependent endocytosis; clathrin coat assembly.
GCUGAUUUUUACGCUGCCAUUUUGUCCGGCAGAGCAGCAGCCAGCCAGUCAGUCAGUAAAGGGAAUCCACCGGCGAGACUUUACCGAAGCAGUUCCGCACUGGUUUGACUGAGGGCAGAGAAAGAAUUUGUAUGAGGCGGCACUAACUGAGCUCCACGGCCCGGACAGGAGGACUGAGCUUAAGGAGUUGUCAUUUUUCAACUUACCGGUCCCGUCGCACUCCGGCCGGCUGGGACGCCAGCUAAGUAACACCGCUAGCUCUCUUGGCUAACACCGACAGUCCCUUCAGUAAAAACGGCGUCCUUCCAGCUGUCAGUUUUACGCUAUGGCUGAGCAUACUUCAAACCAUGUUCUAUUCAGUUCUGAAUCACUUUUUGUUACCCGAGCGGGACUUUAAGGAACACUUUGCAAACAACAAAACAACAAACAAAGCAACAACAAAACAACGUAAAGCGAUAGCUUAAAAAGCUCAAGCUAAUAAGCGUACUUUGACGAAAACUGCUGUCCUCCCUUUUCUGAAUUUUUGGUGCUUUUCACGCUCUGGUUUCAAAGGGAUUACUCGUAUUUUUCCUGCCUAAUUGAGUAAACCAACCUUCAGGUGAAGAAAAGCCGUCGGGUCGCUAUGUUCUUUUGUGGCCAGAGAGUAAUCCCAAGUGUUUCGGAAUUCCACAGUGGGACUCUUUCCUCCUGGUUUACGCACUGCAAAGGAAAUAUUCGCACAGAAUAGCAGCUGUCAUUAGUGUGUUGUGAUUACUCGGAAGUGAAACAAAUAAUCGCACAUUUUGGAACUGGAAAGAAAAACUGAGAAAUCAGAUCAUUUUGUUCCUCUCCUUGACGGCGAAAACAGGUUUCUUGGUAUCAUCGUCGUGCUUUUUUGGCUAUUUGUGGGCGACAGUGAAGCGAUGUCGGGCCAAUCAAUCACAGAUCGGAUCACAGCAGCUCAACAUAGCAUGACUGGCUCUGCCAUCAGCAAGGCUGUGUGUAAAGCCACCACGCAUGAAAUCAGCGGACCCAAGAAGAAACACCUCGACUAUCUGAUCCACUGCACCAAUGAGAUGAACGUGAACAUUCCCCAGCUGGCGGACACGCUUUUUGAACGCACUGCCAACUCCAGCUGGGUGGUGGUCUUCAAAGCCCUUAUUGCCACCCACCACCUCAUGAUGUACGGCAAUGAGCGUUUCACCCAGUACUUGGCCUCCAGAAACACCCUGUUUAACCUUAACAACUUCUUGGAUAAAGGAGCUCUGCAAGGUUACGACAUGUCAACUUUUAUAAGACGAUACAGCCGCUACCUGAAUGAGAAGGCCAUGUCUUACAGACUAGUGGCUGUGGACUUCACCAAGAUGAAGAGAGGCAUUGAUGGCGUGAUGCGCACCAUGAACACAGAGAAGCUGAUCAAAACGCUGCCCAUCAUUCAGAACCAGUUGGAUGCUCUGCUAGAUUUCCAGGCCAAUCCUAACGAGCUCACUAAUGGAGUGAUCAACUCAGCCUUUAUGCUGCUCUUCAAAGAUUCUAUACGGCUGUUUGCUGCUUACAAUGAAGGAGUCAUCAAUCUUUUGGAGAAAUACUUUGACAUGAAGAAGAACCAGUGUAAGGAUGCUCUUGACAUCUACAAGAAAUUUCUUUACAGGAUGACGAAGCUAUCAGAGUUCCUCAAAGUGGCAGAGCAAGUUGGAAUAGAUCAGGGUGACAUCCCAGAUCUCUCACAGGGCUUUAUGCUCAGUACAUCAGCCCCAUCCUCAGCCCCCAGCAGCCUCCUGGAGGCUUUGGAACAGCACCUGGCCUCUCUGGAGGGCAAAAAGACAAAGGAGAUGAAUGCAGACACCAGAGCAUCCACUUUGUCGAGCGCUGUCUCUUCUCUGUCCUCCACCGGCAUGUCCUUCAGCCGCAUGGAUGAGAAAGAAAAGCAGCUGGCCCUAGAGGAGGAGCAGGCCAGACUGCAGGCACUCAAGGACCAGCGUCUGAAGGAAAUGAGCAUGCAGCCUCCUCCUGCUGCUUCCCCAGUCAUUCAGUCAACAGGCAGCGCCAGCAACAACAACCACAUCACACAAACCCCAGAGCUGUUCAGCUCCACACUGCCUGCCAACAGUUUGAACAGUGACCUUUUUGAUCUUCAGCCGGCCUUCAUCCCUGCUAUACAGAGCACUCCUUCCAUCUCCAACACCAAUAGUGCCUGGGGAGGACUGGAGAGUCAGCCACUGCAGCAAGCCUCCACCGCCAUGACUGUAGAUUUCGAUGCUGUGUUUGGAAAUAAGGCCACUGCCAGUAACAACGGCCCCCAUCCUGCAGCUGGUUUUGAUGCUCUGGGAGACCUGUUAAAGCCAACAGCUCCUACACACACCGCACUUCAUGUCCCUGCUCCUCAAAUGCCCGUCCAUCCUGGGGGAAAGCUGCUAGCAAACGACCUUGACUCCUCUUUGGCCAACCUAGUGGGCAAUCUGCAGUUUGGGAGUUCAGCCAAAAAGCCAGAGAUGCUGUGGAACCAAACCGGGGAGAAGAAGUUGACUGGUGGCCAAAACUGGCAAAACAAGACCAUGUCAACAACACAAUGGGGCCCUGCACCCUUGGCCACGCAGCCCUUGCCUGUGCCACAUGUGGCUCCGGCUCCGAUGGCUUUCCCUAUAACCACACCGCAAGUGCCUGUGUAUGGAAUGGUCCCUCCUCAGAUGGCGCAGAUGGGUGGGGUGCCUGUGAUGGCUCCACAGCCAAUGAUGUACAACCAGCCGGUUCUCAGACCCACCAACCCCUUUGCACCCAUGCCAGGAGCCCAGAUGCAGUUUAUGUAAUCCAGCCAGAGGGGAAGCAGAGUGCCAAAAGUAUCUCACAGACAGCAGAAGGACAGCGUGCUCAGAUCGAGGAAGAAACGAUUCAAUCACGUGAAAGAACUCCAGACACACGCUGAGGAAGAAAUCUAAUAUCACAAGAGAAACUAGGGUGAUAUAAAACAAAAAUUAGACGACGGUCAGACAUAAUCUUUGGCUGAUGAUUGUCUGAAACAACUCUGUACACUAAAGUGUGAAUGUAGCCUCUCUGUGUUUUUCCUGUCUGGUUUGUGGUUUAAAGUGUGCUGGUGUGGCAUUGAGAGGGAGCUGUGAGGAAAAGAGAGGAUGCUGGGGCCUGGCUUUCUCUGGAUCUGACUGUGAACAGGGUCUCUGCUGCAGAACUAGCUUUACUUCAUACUGGUGCUAUUUUGUUCUCUCUGGGUUACCAUAUGCCUGCAACAGCAACUUGGAGAGCACUUACAGAGGACAAAUGUGUGUGUGCGUGCACAGCAGUUGUUUCAGACAAUGCAUUUUUAUAGCCAACUUCUUCUUCUUUAUAUCCACCUUGGUUUAAUGGUGAUCAAAGGGAUCCAUUAAGCAAGAUAUUCAAAGGCAAAUGUCCCCAAAGGUUUCCUGUAUGUUUCCACCUUGUUGCGUCAAAUUACUAUUUCUGAACUUUGUUUUUUCUUUUGCUGGCCUUUCCUGUUCUAGUUUGUACAGUCAUUAGUGGAAAUGUUUGUUUUUGGUAAUCAUUUAUUGUCAAUUCGUACAUCCUGUACUGCAUUCCCAAAGCCACACAGGGAGAUGGGGAUGGGUGAAGACAGCAAGCAAUCACUGCCAGACGGCCACUUAAGAAAAAUCACGUGAAACUCUGUGACGGUGAAAACCAUUUAGCUCGAACUACUUAAAGUGGUUGUGAUUGGUGAACCGAUUGUGCCCGUUUUUGUUUGGUUUUCAGGGUCUGGUACCACAAGAAAAGGGUUUCUGCGUUCAGGGUUUUUGACUUUCUUCACACUGAAAAAACAACAAUAAAAAUAACAAAAGGAAAACUUAACAAAACAGGUGUUUUUCUUAAAUCUAAACAAAAUUUAUCAGAGCAAAUGAUGUUGUUGGAGCACAAUGGUGAAACAGCAAUAGGAAGGCAGGUUCACUUUUAUUUAUGCCUCAGUUUCUCUUUCUAUUUAUCUCCCGCUUGUCAUUUUGGCUUUUUUUAUGUAUCCUUUAAUAAAGCUAAAAAAAAAUGCAGCUUUUGUCUUUUCUAAAAUCACUGUUGUUAAGACAAAGUGCUUAACUUUUUUAUGAAUUAUCUGACCUAGCUACUGCUUUCAAGUUAUAUCCAUCUUCAAAAACUGGAGAUAUACUGCCUUCAAACAGUUCAGCUGCUCUCUGUGAAGGCUAGUUAUCAUCAAGUUCAAUAAAUAGGUUUUUGACGUACAUGGAUGUCCCCUUUUUGUGCAGGUAUAUAUUCCAUCUGGUGAGAGCAAAUUGGUUGCACUAACCCAUCAGCUUUCAAUAUUCUGGGUUCUGUACCUUUGUUUUUACUCGGAUGACAUUGAGGCGGGCUGUGCAUGGAGUUUUUAAAUUAAUCCUUGCCCUAAAACCUUUAUAGAUUUUAUGAGGAGUUUAUAUAGAGAGCCUCACCCAAAUAUUGCUUUUAAGGGCUUUAAAUUGCAACCAUUUUAGUCACAAAUGUGCCUAAAUCCUAAUUUGUGUAACUUUUAAGUAUUUGGGAGCAACAAAUUACUGUGGUGUGAGCAAAGGUCAUGAUAUAACCUCUAUGUUGGAUCAGUUAUAAAUUCAAUAUGUUUUAUUUUCUCUUGAAGGGUCAGGCAGAAGGACAGGCUGAGGGAGAAAAAUGUCAACAGAAAAGCUCAAGUCAGAAAGAGCUGAGAGAGACUGUGGAGUUGCAGCAGGUGGAUCAAGAGGGAGAGGAAGAUCCAACUGUUACAGAGGGAGCAAACAGGCCAAGAUGGGGAAGAUUAUAAAGCUGCUGCAGCAACACAUUCCACUACAGGAUUUGAUUUAAGUGACCAAAACAUGGGGCUAAUAACUUUGGUAUACAGAAUUGAGCAUUUUCCUGUUUGUUUGAAAAGUACAACUGGUUAGAAUAUUCAGUAAAACGGAAUACAGCUUUCUACUUCCCAUUUAGAGUCUGGCAAAGACAUCAAAUAUGAUGGUUCAGUAAGUAGUGGGUGCAAGAAUUGGAAGAAGGCUAAGCUAAGUCCCCCCCCCCCCCCCCCCUCCCCCUUUGUAACAGCCCUGUUUGGUGGAAACAGAUUUGAAGCUCGUUGGUGUUGCAGCUGCCAGCCGCUUUGGUGAGCAACAGUUGUUUUUGCUUUUUUUUUUUGCCACUGUCAUCAUGAGCUUUUUGUAGUCUCAUGCUUAGCUCCAAGCUUCUACACCCUAUCCAUCAGCAGUCAUCCACUGUCCAGCUCUGUUGUUGUGAAAUCUCAGUUUCUUUAGUCAGUCCAUCUCUAGAAUGCUUUCAUUACCACAUUUUUAGUCAGUGUAGAUCAGGGGUGAGCAAACUUUUAACAAAAAGGGCCACAAAGGGUCCUAUAAUUCGAUAGAAGGGCAGGAGUUUUUUGGUAAUCCACCUUGUAAGAGAAAGAAAUAACAUGGAAUCUGGAUGAAAACAUUUUGACUGAAAAUUAAUAUGUAAUUUAAAACGGAUCAUUCUUGAGUUUUAUUUGAAAGCUGUGGCUUUAGUUUUCAUUUUAGAGCCAAUUGCACCAAUGACUUGAUGUACCUCAACUAAAACCCAAAUUUAGAGAAAUCCUGCGUUCAUGUGAUGUUUGAAUGAAAAACAACAAAUCUUCCAACACCACAUGGAUGCUAGAGCCGGGGCCCAAAACUUUUUCUUGUGAGGGCUACAAAACUUUUGUCCUCUUUCAUUUGUCUAAUUUUAAACUUAUUAAGUCUUUCUUUUAUUAUGAAACACUUUGAGAACCUGAAUGAGCUGUAAAGUGCUAUAGGAAUAAAAUUUCAUUGAUUCAUUCAUUAUUCUUUUAAUAAAAUAAACAACACCAUUGAAUAAAAAAAUAACCAGAAAACUCUGUGAUUUUCAAAGAAAUAGGGGGAAAAAAAGUACAAAAUAUAACUAACAAAUAGUAGAUUCUCUCCCGUAAUAGUCCCUUUGAAACUUUGGAGGGCAGCAGCUCCUCGGACAUCUCACAGUGUGUGCUACACUUCACAAAUAAACCUGAGCUGCUACACUGUGUCCUGCACGUCUGUUUAUCAUCGAGUGAUAAUGGAAAAAAAAAAAAGAGUCAAAUUCAUGUCUUUUGCUGCAGCUGGACAUAUAUUUGUAUUACCUUUUCACCAGUACAGUGUUCCCUUUUUUAUCCCGGGAAUUUUGUUCUAAAAACAACCGUGAAUGAUUAAAUCUGCGGUGUAGGAUAACAGAUGUUUUAUGGCAGUAAAACUCCUCACCACCCACUUUAUACACUUUUCUCAGACAGACAUGAACAUUUUCACAAUAGUCUCUCGUGUUUAAAUUCUCAAAGUUCAAACCUUCAUAGUAAUUAAGUCCAGGAAUAUAGAAUGAAAACAAAGAUCCGAUCACGACAGAAGACUGUCAUCUGUUCUAUUUGACAGGGACUUUUAGAGGGGUUCAGAUCAGGGCACAGAUUGCAGAAGGGUGGAUUGCAGAAGAUUGCCCACCCCUGGUGUAGAUGGUAAAGUUCAAGAGUUCAUUUCAGUCUAGAUUGUCCUCCCUCUUGCUGUUGGUAGAUUCAGCUUUUAGAAGCUUCUAGUUGCAGUAUUUUAUUUUCAUUUCCUAUUGGUCUCUUCCCUCUACGUGUGUCUGUCUGUUAGCCAUCGAUUCAAACUUUCAGAGGCUCUCAGGCUCAGGGCAUCUUUUUUUCUAAAGUUUUGACUGAACUUCUACUUCUUUCUAUCAAAGAUGCUCCACUGUUUGGUAGUAGAAGUCUUUUAUUUUCAUAACAGCCUGCUCAUUUCAACAUCACCCACCUACAAACAUUCAAUCACCUUUUUAUUAGGAUGCCAAACACUUGGACCUAUAGAGCAAAGCAGAUUACCAAAGUAAUGGUAGAUGUGGAAAUUAUGUUGAACAAACGUGACCGUUUUUUUUUUAUUCACUCAAUCUAACAGCAAAUGGGGAGGUAUUUGGUCUUUUCUAUUCAUGGCAAAUUUUUUUUAGGUUGAAUACAUUUUUCUAAUAUGAACAGUAGAGAGUGAGUUUGUGUUUAUUAACCUGAUGGUUGUGUGGUUCCAAAGCCAAGCACAAUACUACACAAAUGACACACUAAAAGGAUAUGGCUGUCCAUAAUUAGCACAUUUUUUAAUACUUGCUAAA